This is a messenger RNA of Schistocerca cancellata (South American locust), 1626 nucleotides long. Its product is annotated as gustatory receptor for sugar taste 64e-like. The transcript is spliced from 11 exons. Gene Ontology annotation, molecular function: taste receptor activity. Gene Ontology annotation, cellular component: membrane. The coding region runs from base 1 to 1506 and encodes 501 amino acids. Lineage: Eukaryota; Metazoa; Arthropoda; Insecta; Orthoptera; Acrididae. Gene Ontology annotation, biological process: detection of chemical stimulus involved in sensory perception of taste; sensory perception of chemical stimulus. The record is from RefSeq and is a predicted model, not a curated record.
AUGGCGAAACCAUAUGUUAAAGAAACAUCACGGAAAAUAUUUUCAAGCCACAAGACGUGGGCCACGCCCAUCAAGUCCGCCGGCGCGAGCGAGGCCGACUCGUUCCACCGCGCGGUCAGCUGGGUGCUGGCCAUGGCGCAGUGCUUCGCCAUCAUGCCCGUGCACGGCGUGCGGGAUCCCUCCCCCCACUCACUGAGAUUCCAGUGGACAAGUCUGCGAGUGAUCUACGCCAUGUUUAGCCUCGUGGGAUCGACGGCCUUCGCUGUUCUCAGCUGCCUGCACAUGUCUUCGCAAGGUCUCACCUUCAGCCGCACAUCGCCCACGGUGUUCUUCGCGUGCAGCGCGCUGGCGUCGCUGCUGUUCCUGCAGCUGGCGCGGGACUGGCCGGCGCUCGCCGCCGCCUGGGACGCCGUCGAGAGGCGGCUGGAGCCGCGCUACGGCUACCCCAGGGGCGUCGCGCGCCGCUGCAGGCUCGUCACCGCCGCUGUGCUGCUCAGCGCUCUGGUGGAACACCUGUUGUCCAACGCGCCGACGGCCGUGGAGACGUACUACUGCUCGCCCAGCGGCUUCGCCUUCCUACGCAUCUACUUCACCAGCAAGUACUACUACGUGCUCGACUACUUGGGCUACAACUUCGCCGUCAACUUCUGCACGGCUUUUAUAAGCAUUAUCGCCACGUUCGCGUGGAACUACGUGGACCUGUUCAUCAUCCUUCUGAGCAUCGCCAUUACGGAGCGAUUCAAGCAGAUCAACAUAGCAGUCAAGUCGUGCACGGACAAGGUGGUGGGCGAGCGCGAGUGGCGGCAACUGCGGCUGGACUACAACAGCCUGGCGCAGCUCACCAAGACGGUCGACAGGCACGUCAACAAGAUCGUGCUGCUCUCCUUCGCCACCAACCUCUACUUCGUCUGCCUCCAGUUCCUUCACAGUACAGUACUACAGCAGGCAUUUCUCCUGCUUCAGAGUCACAUCUUUGAUCUACCGCCACUGGCCAGUGCGGUGGAGACGGUGUACUACUACUGGUCGUUCAUCUACCUGUUCGCCAAGACCUGCCUCGUCUCACUAUCGGCUUCAGACAUCUACGUCCGGAGCAAGGAGCCCAGCACUCUGCUCUACUCCGUGCCACCGCUGGACUACAGCUCGUCGGGUGUUGCCAGGCUGGACGUUGGCGAGGGCGUGGCGGCUUCUGUAGCCGGCACGGACGGUGCGACUGCUGGCUCGGCAGCUGUCGUGGCGACUGCGACGUGCAAUUACCUGGCGCGACCCACAGGUAUCAGGGAACGCAGUCUCGUGGAGCGUUUCCUGAGUCAGGUGACCUCUGACCACGUGGCCCUGACGGGACUCAACUUCUUUCCCGUCACGCGCACGCUGCUCCUCACGGUGGCAGGUACUAUUGUGACCUACGAAAUUGUUCUUGUGCAACUAAAUGCGCCAUCAGACGUAGCAGACGUUGCCGGCGAAGAAUCUGGAAACAGGACUGCCCUUUGCGAAACGUUACGACUCUAAGCUGUCCGCUCAUCCUUAAUAAAAAUCUUGAUCAAUGAAAAUUGAAAUAAAUCGUGGAAGAGUGUCUGAUCUCUAGGAAGUACAAUCGUGUAGUCGUCUAAACUACAAUAAAAUAAUUGC